ACGAAUCCUACCCAAAAGCUGCUGUCGCCGCUCUGCAAACAUGGCCCCCCCGGACGAGUGGCCGAUUCAAGACAUUGUCUACACAUCCAUCGUCGGAGUCAUCAUGAUCAUGGCAUGCCUCGAAUGGUUCCUCUGGCUCGCGGCCUUUGUUUACUGCCUCGUCAAGGUCUGGCAAAAAUCAGAGCAUUGGUCUAUCAACAUGCUCUGCAUCAUUGUCGGUCUUUCAUUCAUCCUAUUCCGCAUCAUCUUUCUCCCCAUCAUGGUGGUUACGCUUCCGCUUCCUGGCCAGGUCACUCGACUCUGGCCGGAGGAGAUGGUGGCCUCUCUACAGUGGUUCGCCUUCUGGAGCUUCGCUAUCCUCCUCAAUGUCCCCUGGCUUUUAUGCAUCUACCAGCUGGUGACAAAUCAACUUGGUCGGACUAAGCGCAUCAAGGAAAUACUCGACGAUGUCACGGCUCCCAAAGUAGUCAUCGUCAUGCCUUGCUACCGAGAAGAGCCCGAAGUUCUCAUCACAGCUGUCAACUCCGUGGUUGACUGCGACUACCCGGCAGCCUGCAUCCACGUUUUUCUAUCCUUUGACGGCGAACAAGAGGACGAGCUAUAUCUGAACACCAUUGAUAAACUCGGCGUGCCUUUGACCAUGGAUUCGUACCCUAAGAGCAUAGACGUAACAUACCGAGCAGCGCGAGUCACUGUCUCACGUUUCCCUCAUGGCGGUAAGAGACACUGCCAAAAAUCAACGUUCAAGCUCAUCGACAAGGUAUAUGAGCAGUACCUCAAGCGGAAAGACAACCUCUUCAUUCUCUUCAUCGAUUCGGAUUGCAUACUAGAUAAGGUAUGCCUCCAGAACUUUGUCUACGACAUGGAGCUCAGUCCCGGCAAUACUAGAGACAUGCUGGCCAUGACUGGAGUCAUUACUUCGACAACAAAAAAACACAGUCUCAUCACCCUUCUGCAAGACAUGGAGUACAUCCACGGGCAACUGUUUGAGCGGACAGUCGAGUCGGGCUGCGGCUCCGUCACCUGUCUUCCUGGUGCUUUGACGAUGUUGCGUUUCUCGGCCUUUCGUCGAAUGGCGAAAUACUACUUUGCAGACAAGAUGGAACAAUGCGAAGACUUGUUCGACUUUGCUAAAUGCCACCUGGGAGAGGAUCGCUGGCUCACGCAUCUCUUUAUGAUUGGAGCCAAGAAGCGCUACCAAAUUCAGAUGUGCACGUCUGCAUUUUGCAAAACCGAGGCCGUGCAGACCUAUCGGUCCCUGGUUAAGCAGCGGCGUCGAUGGUUCUUGGGCUUCAUCACGAACGAAGUCUGUAUGUUAACAGAUUGGAGACUCUGGAAGCGGUACCCGUUCCUGAUAUUUGUCCGGUUUUUACAAAACACGAUUCGAACGACGGCUCUGCUCUUUUUCAUCAUGGUGUUUUCACUAAUUACAACGGUAAAAAAGGUGAAUGACCUGCCUGUUGGGUUCAUCGCUAUCUCUCUCGGACUCAACUGGCUGCUGAUGCUGUACUUUGGAGCCAAGUUGAGGCGGUUUAAGAUUUGGUUGUACCCGCUUAUGUUCGUUUUGAACCCGUUUUGCAACUGGUAUUACAUGGUGUACGGGAUCUUUACCGCAGGACAACGAACAUGGGGCGGGCCGCGAGCCGAUGCGGCGGCGGCCGACUCCCACACGACAGCACGGGAAGCAGUUGAACAAGCUGAAGAACAGGGGGAUGAACUCAAUGUAGUUCCGGAGACGUUCAAAGCCGCACAUGUGGCUCGCAGAGCAGCCUCCAAGCCAGAGUCGGCUUCGUCGAGUGGGCUUGAACGAACAGGAAGUGUGGUCCGACCUCCUGACAAGAUUGACGGCCGAUUCUCGGCGAGGCAGAGAACAGCGGCAGGAACAUAUGCACACCUCGACGAGUGCGAGGCGAAUCUCGAUGUCGAGACUGGGCUGUCUGGCCGCAGAGACUUGCACCGGCAGCAAGAUGAUAGGCACCGGCGAAACUCUCUGGACAGCACCUUAUCCGACGCAACAGCAGGCAAUGAAACCGUCACAUCACAACAAGUAGAGGUCUUCAUGGACGACGAAGACCGCCGAAAGUAUGAGAUUGCGCGGUUACUGAAGUGGGGAAGUUCGAGCGUUACUCCAGAGAGAGGCACGCAAGAGGGACUCGAGCUAAUGGAUGUUCCUGUGAGAGCAGCGGGUUACCUGACAGCAGUAGAACCGAGACCUGCUAAUUGUCAGUAUGAUAGAGUUCCGGUGGGCAACGCGACCUCGAGAGUCUCUGGGGAGGGUACGGCGAGAGCGUUGAGAGCGAGUGAACAAGGCAUGACAUCGGGGCAACCUGUUAGAGGACAUCAUACGUCGUUUGCAAACCGAAUAACACGCGUCCAACAGAUGGUCACUCGAUUGGAGGACGGGAAGUUUGGAGCUGAGAAGAAGUGAGAGGGAAGAAAAGGAGAGGAGUUGUGUUGGGAUGUCGGAAGAAGCGGAAGGAUGAGCGAUGAGCCGCUUCAGGAGCGAUGACAUAUUUUCUGUUUGUGCGCUAAAUCAAGUUGCUAAC
Molecule: messenger RNA, 2546 nt
Organism: Ilyonectria robusta
Lineage: Eukaryota; Fungi; Ascomycota; Sordariomycetes; Hypocreales; Nectriaceae
Product: chitin synthase-domain-containing protein
Exons: 3
Coding region: 41-2428 (795 amino acids)
Cellular component (GO): cell septum; cell periphery
Molecular function (GO): chitin synthase activity
Source: RefSeq, a predicted model, not a curated record